ACCACACCCUUUUUUGGGGUAUAUAUUUACCCUGAGAAGAGAAGUCUCUCCAGAGGACAUUGUGCCUUCUCCUGUCCACUCUCUGUAGCUCUGCAUCUUUCACUAAACAAAUCUCCGCUUGAGUACAGACUGGAACCUGACUGUUCAUUCGUGCAGCAGCUCUGGGGUUCGUCCAGGAGAUCAACAGACCAAACACUCUGUACUGGAGAGGGAAGACCCAAUCAGACUUCAAUCAAAACUUUGUGAAAAAUGGGAGAGUGUGUAUCGAAAACCUCUUUCCCCACACUCAACCCAGAACCAUCCAAACUAGCUUUGUUUACGAAUACUGAUACAGAGUUUUACAGAAUCCCAGCUCUGAUCUACAUUCAUGAUUCAGAAACCUUUCUUGCUUUGGCUGAAAAACGAACCUCACUGGCUGAUGUUGACGCCACUCGCCUGGUCCUCAGGAGGGGAACACGGGAGGACGGGAGAGUUCAGUGGUCAGACAUGCAGGAGCUUACAGGAGCCGGUUUGGAUGGAUAUCGCACCAUGAACCCGUGUCCAGUCUAUGAGAAACAAACUAAGACUGUCUUUCUGUUCUUUAUCUGUGUGUAUGAUAAGGUCACUGAGCAGGAGCAGAUUAACCGCCGUGAGAACGCGGCUCGUUUAUGUUUUGUUAAAAGCGCAGACAGCGGGCAGACAUGGAGCGAGACGACAGAUUUGACAGACACGGUGAUUGGAGAUGAGAUAAAGAAAUGGGCCACGUUCGGUGUCGGUCCUGGGCACGGCAUUCAGAUGACCAACGGCAGACUCAUCAUUCCUGCUUAUGCUUAUUAUGUUGAUUUUUUUGGUCCAAAACCCCAAGCUUUUGCAUUCUACAGUGAUGAUCGUGGGGACACUUGGAAGUCUGGACAAAGAAUAAGUGCCGAGUCUGGUGAGUGUCAGAUGGCCGAGAUCAUUAGCAGUGACGGUAAAAGCUACUUGUACUGCAACGCCAGACACGGAGGCUUUGGUGAUAGAUUUGAGGCCUGGAGUGAGAACGGUGGAGAGAGCUUUAAUAAGAGCCAAUGUGAGAAGAAAGUGGUGGAGACGGGUAACGGCUGCCAAGCCAGUGUAGUGAGCUUUAAACACGGAGACGAGACCUGGCUGCUCUUUUCCCAACCGACUGACCGAUGUAACAGAAAGAAUCUUGGGGUUUAUGUGAACAAGUCUCCUGUGAGUGGCUGCGAUUGGAUUGAACCUCGAAUCAUCAACCCUGGUUACAGCGGGUACUCAGAUCUCACUCAGUGCGGCUCGGACCUUCACUUUGCUUGUCUCCUGGAACGUGGGACGAGUACCGUUGAAGAAACAGUCUUUGUGGAGUUUCCACUCAGUGAUAUCAAGAAAAGUUAUGAAGAGUAGCUGCAUGUACACGUAAAACAUGAAUUUAAAACCAUCAGAAAUCAGAAGAGAAUUCAGAAUCGGCUUUCAGAGAAACACGUCCUUUUAUCAUUUUAGUUUGGUUGAAAUUUACAUUCAUUUACUUACAAACACAUUACAAUCACAGAAAAGUGCCAUUUGAACAGAGCUGUGUAGAUUAUUUUAGUGUUCUUUAUAUCGCUCAGAGACAGUCAGGUCCAUAAGUAUGUGGACAGUGAGACAGUGUUGGUGUGUGUGUGUGUGUGUGUGAUGAAGCGAUCAGGAUGUGACUGAAGUGUCGACUUUAAUUCAAGGCUUUAACUAAAAUAUUACAUUAAUUGUUUUGGAGUUACAGACAUGUUCAAAAGUAAUGGGACAGCUGACUGAUGAACAGCCGGUUCUGGCUGUCUUUAGUUGUUUUCAUAACAGAUUGUUAGCGUUGAUUGAGUGUUAAAUCAAAAGUGUGUGUUCAUGAGAACUCUCAGUCUGCAGCCCAGGCAAGUCAUAAUGAAGGCACACACAGACACACACACACACACACACACACACACUGCCUGGCUGGCUGUUCACAUACUUAUGACCCGGACUGUAUCACAGCUCACUUUAUUUCAGUCUUCAUUACUUAUCUCCUGUUUGUAUCCCAGCUUUAUACACAAUGUACACAAAAUGAUUUUAUAAUGUCUGUUUAAUCCUGGUUUAUCUGAUUAUAAUCCAGUACUUGGACUAACCUGAACCCUCUUCCCAGUUGUGUUGGACUAAUGGCACUUGGUUAUUAACCUAGUUAACCCAGUGUAAGUGUGUAUCCAGUGAUGUAAACCUUAAAGCACUUUUUGUAAGUCACUCUGGAUAAGAGCGUCUGCCGAACACCUAAAUGUAAAUGUAAAUUAUAAUCUUCGUGCUCAGUGAAAGCCGGAAACUGUGCUAAUGAUGACAAUAAAACCUAUAUUAUAUCAAUUCAAUUAAAAAA
Molecule: messenger RNA, 2344 nt
Organism: Clarias gariepinus (North African catfish)
Lineage: Eukaryota; Metazoa; Chordata; Actinopteri; Siluriformes; Clariidae
Product: sialidase-4-like
Exons: 3
Coding region: 250-1380 (376 amino acids)
Biological process (GO): ganglioside catabolic process; oligosaccharide catabolic process
Cellular component (GO): lysosome; membrane; cytoplasm
Molecular function (GO): exo-alpha-sialidase activity
Source: RefSeq, a predicted model, not a curated record